Molecule: messenger RNA, 1015 nt
Organism: Rhopilema esculentum
Lineage: Eukaryota; Metazoa; Cnidaria; Scyphozoa; Rhizostomeae; Rhizostomatidae
Source: RefSeq, a predicted model, not a curated record
UUAAAGGGGAAUCAAAGAUCUUGCAAGACACUGCAUGCAAAGGUUUGGAAGUCGCCUCGAAAAGGGACAGCAGUGAAAAUGGGCAAGAUUUUACUGUUUCUCUUCGUUACAUGCACUUUGGUUCAACUUUCUACGCAGUUUUGGCCCAGUAGGAAAAAAGAGGUAAAAAAGGCACUUUGGGAUCAACUGAGUAUCAAGCUUCCUGGCUUGUUUGGAGGCAGCCAGAAAUUGCCAAUCACGGUAGACGCAGCUAAAAAGAAAUCAUGGCGGAAGACUGACAAUAAAAAAUGCGAUGGGCACAAGCUUUUUAGAGGGAAUCGUUAUCGAUAUGAAUCUGAGUAUGGCACAAUGUUGCUGUUUGACUCCAAUGGUCACAUCGCUGGGAUGCAAGUAGCGGUACCAACAUCUGUACCCAUGGUUGAGAAGAGGAAAUACAUGCUGCCAAUAGAAAAUGGCCGAUACCAUCUGACUGUGUACUUCCAAGACCCAAGUACCAUAUGCAACGCCCCUAAACGUAGUGACGGAGGUAUUGGUGACAAAUUUUUUAUUCAAGUUGGUGAGACCUGGGAGAAGACGAUGAAAGUCCCGAUUAAUAAAGACGAUCUCAAAUCAACAAUGUGGGUAGAGGGAAAAUGUAUUACAAAUUAUGGUCACUUUUUUUGGUACGAUAUAUCCAAGAAAAUGGACUGCGAGAAGUUCUUCCCCGUUUUCCUAACAUAUUCAAACAAAGGAAAGCUGAAUGGAUUUGGCUGGACAUUGAAGGGCUACUUUGAUGAUCCUAAAUUUGAUCAUCCCGACCCAAGAUGGGCCUCUUUUGCCUUCCAAUCAAAGAGCAUGCCGGACUGCGUAGCAACAGCAACGACAAGAGGAUCAACACAGCAAGUGUUCCUUCAAAGUAGCUAUUCCAGCUACACUUGCACAAAUUUUUGGGGUUAAAGAUUUUCUAGAACUCAUUGAUUUUUUUCUUCUUAAAACUUUAUACUUAGUUAUGGGAAUCUGAAAUGAAGUUUGAAAA